AUGUUGAAGUCAGUUUUCAUGCACGACCCAUAUGUACAGUUUAUUGGAAUGAUGAAAUCAUUAAUUAAUAAUCAAUUGUUAGUGCCAGGCCAAUCACGCGCCGAAGCUGCUUUUAAGCGUAUACAGGUGUUGGAGCGCGGGGUGACCGGCGACCAGCUGCCCUCGCUGUGGGUCGCCGACCGCAAGGACCAUAAAGAACUAGCGGUGGGUGUUAUGUGUCUCAAUACACAAAUUAAUUACGAAGAGCUCGAAGAGAGCUUUGAGCUUUCUCCUUUCUCUGGUUUAAAACAUAUUGAUACGCCACCUAACCCUAAACCUACAGAGUUUGAUUCUGGAUCAAGCGUGUUUACAACGGUUGGCAAUAUAGAAUCACGGCGAAAUUCGAAUGCGGAAAUGAUACCGGCGAAAGAUGUCAAAUCAAGGGUCACGUGGUUAUUCGACGAUGAUGAACUUAAAGAAAUUCCCAAAGAAUCGGAAACUAAAAGUCGCGCGCAGGAACUGCCUUAUUCUCAGUUGGACAUUCUUAAUCUAUUAGAGGAUGAGGAAGAUGAGUUAGAAUAUGAUAUCGUAAAUAUUGAUACGGAUUUAUUGAGAUUACCUCGCUUGUUUACUAGUGAUGACUUCUUGAAAAAACGAAGAUUUUCUGGAGAGCUUGCUCAUCAUCGGAAAGAGUCAGUAUUUAAAAAUAAGUAUAUCAUUAAAGAUAUGCCGAAGGAACUAUCCAAUGCGAGCGUUAAUAUUGCGGGUGCAUCGCUCAAGCCGCCCGAGCUCACGCGCUACUUGGGUCGGCCUAAUGCCUUCCUUUUGGAAAUGUUCGCUAUGCACCCUGAUUAUGAUGAGAGAGAUGUCAGAGUUCGUAAAGCCGAAACUUACGAUAUACCGCAUUUAAACAACGUAUUGGAACACGCGCCUAGGAAACACAACUUAUUAGGGUUGUUGGAAAAAAGUCUACAGUCUCUAACGCUCUCCUCAUUUGUUCUACUUAGUCAGAACCAACCCAUUGGAGUAGCUAUUCUUGGACCUUUAGAAGAUGCUACCUCAAUUAGAACCCAAUAUGAAUUGGAGGCUGAACCUAUAAGAUCUGGAACAGACGCAUCUGUAAGAGCUAUACCAUUUGCGUUAUGGACCAUUGAACGACCGCUGACCAGCUUGCCAAAGGUCCACGUGAAUAAUAGCAUCGUUGUUGUAGGCGCGAGUCGAACUGGACUUGCGUUUCUAGAAACGUUACUUUUAGGUCCCACAUCAGAAUACCUGACAUUCACGAACCUAACGCUGGUGUCUCAGCACGGGCUGCCCGCGGCGGGCGACGGCGCGCGCGCUGCCGACGCGUGCGUGCCGCGCGACGGACGCUACACCGACCGAUAUCUGAAGCGCGUCCCCUUCUAUUACUAUGUUGAUAUCAUUUCCGCUAUUAUGGUCAAGAUUGAUAGGAAGAAAAAAUGUAUUCACCUGAAUGGUAGCGGAAUUAAGUAUUAUGAUGAACUCAUAUUGACGUGCGGUCAACAGUUCCAACAUCCUGAUUAUUUGAAAGAUGCUAUAGAAUUGGCUAAAGAAAUAGAGAAGGGUAAACCUUGCGACAGAGUUCUUAUGGAUAACCCGAAGUAUCGACCUGAUAGCGUUCCUUUGCCACCGGAUUUACCAGAUAACGUGAUGCUUAUAAACAAUCUAUAUGAGGCUAACGUCUGUCUUAGAAGACUAACGCGAAUGAUAUCUGAUGCAAAACAGACUGACCGAUGCUUAAGUUCUGAAAAUAAAGUGGUUGUAUACGGCGAUUUUAUUGAAGCGUAUAGUUGUAUAGCGGCAUUGCUAGAGCUUGGGAUAAGUGCGGAAAACAUUGCUUUCGUAGAACCUUUUCCUCCAGACGAUAGUACUGCUAUGAGAGUUAAUUGUUUCAACAAUGAGACGGUAGAUGAAAGGGUUCAAGCAAGUAUAGAGAAAUUAGGAAUUAAAACGUACAAACAAUGUUAUUUCCACGGUUGGUCACUGCAGGGAUCCCGCGUAGAGUUUCUCCGGUUGAUGUCGCCAUUACACGCUCUACAUUUACCAUGCUUUGCCUUAUUUUAUUAUGGAAUUAAAGCGAUUGAUUUAAAUGCUUUUAAAGCUAUAAACGAAAGUGGGUUGGUGUACGACGGUGGUUUGGUAGUGGGUCCACAGUUCGAGACCAACGACCCCUGCGUGUUCGGCGCGGGGCCGUGCACGAAGUACUCCCGCCGGCUGCACGCGCCGCAACAUUCACACAAGUAUUACUAUUCUGAAGAUGUAGGCGAAGCGCUAGCUAAGCUUCUAUUGCGUAAGAUGGAUCCGUUCGUUAAUGAAGAGGCUCCAAUAAAUGUUGCUUCCGAUAUUAUGCUACGAUAUAAUUCCAGCUUGCUUGCUAGAUGGCAGCCAGUGAUGAAGUUCUCCUCUCCACUGGUGCGCUCGGCCACGCUGCCGGGCCCGCUCUACUACAUGAACCUACGCCGCCCCGGCAAGGAAGUGCCGAUGGCUGUACAAUUAUUGUUACCGAAUCAGGUAAAUUUAGUAAGUGAUUUAUACGAAUAUUUCAUGCAGCCCUGGAUGGCGGCUCUAUAUCAGGAGCCAUUUGGUACUCUAUUGUAUGAUAUUUAUGAACAGGCCGGAAAUACGGUGUACGAUGUAAUUAAAACGAAAUAUAAUGAAUUUUACGCUAAAAGCAAAAUUGAGGGAUCUUUCCAAGAGCCCUUAUCUGAAGCCUUUAUUUCGCAUGAAAGUGGUUGUGAAGAGUGUGGCCAAAAUGAAGAGCUGCGCCAUGAUGCAGCUACUUUCUGGAAGGCAGUCGGUGGAGAAAAUAUCGUAUAUGCUAACCUAACAAGAUUUCUUAAUAAGAAUGUGAUAACCAAUCCCCAAUAUGCGAUACCGGAACAAGAGCUUUUA
Brenthis ino (lesser marbled fritillary) is the source of this 2892-nucleotide messenger RNA. The record is from the annotation of a GenBank genome assembly. Lineage: Eukaryota; Metazoa; Arthropoda; Insecta; Lepidoptera; Nymphalidae.